Molecule: messenger RNA, 2873 nt
Organism: Schistosoma haematobium
Lineage: Eukaryota; Metazoa; Platyhelminthes; Trematoda; Strigeidida; Schistosomatidae
Exons: 9
Coding region: 112-1194 (360 amino acids)
Molecular function (GO): protein binding
Source: RefSeq, a predicted model, not a curated record
AGAAUAUAAACCAUUGUACGAGGUUUUCUCAUUUCCGCUGUUGAAAAUGAGUUGUUAGUAUGCAUCAUUUAUCUGAUUAGUUGUUUGGAUUAUAUACCGAGGAAGGUUAAAAUGCCAGUCCGGAAAGAUUGUAGUCGUGCUCUUCAUAUCUUAACGAAAUACAAACGUCAGUUAGAUGAAAAAACCGACAGGUCCUUUCGAAACGCUGUUGAUAAAUUAAUAAACACAUUGGAAAGUCAAUUAUUUUCAUCACUAAUGGAUGUUCUGGAGGUUUACGAAGUUACUUUAACAGGAAACAAUAAAGAAUUUACGAGUGAACAAGCAUCAGAUUCAGUUAAUUUUUAUCACAGUGGAUCAAAUAUUUCUUCUGGUAAUCAGUCACUGCCAAAGCCUCUGAGCCCUGAUCGUAUUUCAAUGAAAGGGGAAUGGGAAUAUCUGGAUAUUAUACUUAAACGUGAUUCAGCCGCAGUAGGUGGAUUUGGUUUUAGUAUUGCCGGAGGAAUUGAUAAUCCUAUUACCGACUUGGAUCAUGGGAUUUAUGUCACGAGAAUAGCUCCCAACGGAUGCGCGGAUCGAGAUGGUAAACUAAGGGUUGAUGAUCAAAUCCUUAGUGUCAAUGACAUCAGUUUAGAGCAUGUUACAAAUAUGGAAGCAGUGAAAACACUAAGACAAGCUGGUAAUCAACUACAUUUAGUUGUAAGACGAUUUGUUGGUAAUACUGGAGUAACAACACCGGAUAGAACAGUUGUACAACAUUCUCCAUCCUUUCGAUCACCAGAAGUUAUGUCUGAUUUAGAAGACAGUGGUUCAACUCCAAUAUGGUACGAAGUCCAACUCCGUAAACCACAUUCAAAUUAUGGCCUCGGAUUCAGUAUUGCUGGUGGUCAAGAUGUUGAAAAUGAUAACUUCCCUUCAACUGGAAUAUUUAUUACACGUAUUAGUCCAGGUGGGUUAGCCGAUUUAGAUGGUCGUAUCAUGCCUGGUGAUCAGUUAAUGCAAGUGAAUGAAAUUGACCUAAGUCAUGCUACUCAUGAAGAAGCUGUUCGAAUACUUCGUAAUGCAGGUGAUAUUGUAAAUUUAGUGUUAACACGUCAACAAGUAGAGAGUUUUGAUGAACCUGGUUCGUUAGAGCAUUCAACAAAUGCUGAAUCAACACGUAAAUAUCAAAUAAGCGGUAAUCGAAAACUUUCAUAACAAAUGCUUAAUAAACACAUGCAUAUCAUAUUUCUUAAAGUAUUUAUUGCACAAUCAUUUCGUUCUACAUCAAGAAAAACCUGUUUGUAAAUAAUUACGUACAUGUAUAUCAAACUUUUCAUAUCCUUUUUUAUGAUAGAGUACUGCUUUUCUAAAUAAAAUUAAUGAAAAUCUUUUAGAUUACACAAGAUUAUUUUCACCUGGGAUAGAUGUUCUUAUUUGUGUGUCAUCGAAGUUGAAUAAUUUGUUGGAACUCCAUUUUUAUCGUGUUCACUUUAAAGCUAUUCCUUUUGGUGACAAUAAAAAAUAUGUAUUUGUUAUUAGGUUCAUGAUACAGUUGUUCACUGAAUAAUAAGUGUUAUAUAUCAGGAAGCUUAUGCAGAAUUCAAAAUAGUAAAGAGACAAAGUGUGUAACAGCACCACUUAGUUAUGUGCGUCCUAAAGUCUGACAAAGCAUCCAUCGACUUAUAAUUAUUAAAACAGGUUUAGAUUACUCAAUCAUUGAUAUUGUUUACUGAAUUUUUGAUUAUCAUGUGUUCCUUCUGAGAAAAUCGCUUUGAUAUAUCCACUUUUCUCAAGUUUUUAUGGGAGAAAUAGAUUUUGGCUAGCUGCGGAAUCCAGUACGCGCGUUCCGUCUUAACUGCGACUCGCCACUUGGGUAUACAAGCAUCCUUGUUAAUAUUAACUGUGAAACUCGAAUCCAGCACUGUUAGAUUCAAACGCCGAACGCGUAGUCCACUGAGCUACUUAUCCCAUUUACUUGUCAUUGGCGGUCGGAACUACUGAAAGAAAUAGCAAACACAAAACUUGGGUUCAUAUUUUUCUUAAUACUUAUCUUAAACAACUAGAUUUAGAACUAAAGCGUAACAUGUCGUGUUGUUUAGCUAAAUGAUUAUGUCGCGUCCCUUAAUCGGUAGGUUUUGAUUUCAGUUUGGGCUUUUAGAACGGCAAUAAUGUAGCUCAUUGGACAGGUAUAGGUUCAUUUACCUAACCAUGAGUCAAACAACGCGCAUACCUGUAGCACGUAGUAUUAGCGUUUACUUGGAAGCAGGAGUGAUCUGAAACAACAACACAACAGUCAGGACUGGUAAAUACCUCUGAAGUAAGAACGCGACGUACUGGCACACCAGAUAAUUUUUUUCAAAAUUAAAAGACGCGGUUCUGUACAAAAAGGGAAACUUAUUAUAAAAUGGUUUUAGCCACCGUUCUGCAGAUUCGGCUUACGUACGGUUUGUUUCUCUUCUACCAGUACAUUUACUCUUUGCUGCUCUGCAAUAAAAAAACAAACUCACGUAAGUAACGUCACAUGUAAUGAUUCUUGAUACUGUUACAUACUUUUUCGGUGUACUAGGUGCAUCUUAUCCUUGGUGAUACUUUAUUAGCCAAUCUAUUAGGACAAAUCCCAGCGUCAUAUUUCUACUGCUCAUUUUAUUUUUUUUUACAAAAUAACGCAUUCAAGUGUUUCAGUUCAGUUUUAUUUGAAUUAAAUCCAUAAUCUGCAUCAAGAAAUAAAUCAAAUACUUCAACAAAUAAAAUUUCAUUUUUUUUAAAGCUGUAUGAUUAUAUUCAUGCAAAAAGCAAUAUAUACUGAACAAGUUUAGUAUAUUGACAUUCGUAUAAACAUUUAGUGUAACGUUUGGGGCCCAGUUCAUAUUAUUUAAUAAAACAGCUUAGUCAGU